Molecule: messenger RNA, 924 nt
Organism: Pomacea canaliculata
Lineage: Eukaryota; Metazoa; Mollusca; Gastropoda; Architaenioglossa; Ampullariidae
Product: multidrug resistance-associated protein 1-like
Exons: 7
Coding region: 130-831 (233 amino acids)
Source: RefSeq, a predicted model, not a curated record
AUUGCACCAACAUCGCGUAAGUGUGCGCAUGCGCUGUGAGCAGACGACGUUUAAUCAAAAGGAGGUGAGACGUGCACCUCGCUCAUUGACCCUGUGACGCCCUGUGGCGUGUGAGGUCAGCUUUCUGUCAUGGACAACUCUACCACGGGAUUCUGCGGGGGGUCACCUCUCUGGGACGAAGAGCUCCUUAUAAACAACACCUUCCCGGAGUUCACCGAGUGCUUUCGCUCCGCAGUGCUAUCGCACGUCCCCAGCCUGUGGCUGUGGUUGGUCACUCCAGUGCACGUGCGUUACGUCAUUCGACACAGAACGGAAGUGACGACUGCGCCAUGCACGCUCCACAUCGCAAAACUGGCGGUGUGCGUCCUGCUCACUGCCCUCAGUGUCACAGAAGGUGUCCUAAGAGUUCAAGACUCACAUCCUGCUUUGAUCUCCGCCGCUUUCUACCUGGAGGUCAUAAUACGGAGCGUCACCUUUCUCCUUGCUGCAGUCCUGACCAGCAUUUCGAGAAAGGCGAGGAUUGCCUCUCCUUGUGUUCUCUUCUUUUUCUGGACGUUAAGCCUUUUAGUCAACGUCGUUCCUGUCUACCACGCUGUUGUGAGUGAGACCACGCCCUCGCUGGACGGUCACAUGAUCGUGCUGUGCAUCCUGCUGGGGAUGCUGGUGGUGCAGUUUUUCCUCAACUGUUGGGCGGAGCCUCUGUACACUGAUGAACUGGCUGAGAAACAGAAAACUAGUCCUGAAGUUUACGUGUCAUUCCUCAACAAAAUCACCUUUCACUGGAUGACCAGCUUCAUCCUCGUGGCCUACAGACGGAACGCUGCAGCCUGAAGACAUGUGGAACCUGCCGCCAAUAAACGUGGGCAGCUUCAGCAUCGCACGAUUCCAGCGCGUGUUCAGCGCACUGGCCGCCAAGAGAGAAAG